CUGCUAAUGAACAUCGUAAUGUUUCUGUAAAAUCAAAAGGAUUCACAACACAAAACUUCCUGAAACUCAUUAAAACAAUAUGACAACUUGUGUUGUACAGAUGUCAAGAUUGUGUGAAAUUAACAGAAUUUACAGAUAUGUGGGUUCUGUGCUGGCAAUUCAUUCAAGAUGUAUUGCAGAUGAGACAUCAAAUAGAUGUGUGCUAUCAGGGUUCUUUCAAAUUUUUGUUCGGAAAUCUAUAAAUAAAGAAGUUCUUUAUUCUCAUAACUCAGUUAACCCACGUUUAAUCCUUUAUAUUGUUAAAUUCAGAAGGUAGAAUGGUCAGUAAAUUAAGGUAUACAGUAAACAUCAGUGAUGGAAAAAACUCUUAUGUUGGUGAUGAAUGAAUGCGUGAAAAAUGUGUGCCAUUAUUAUGCAGGUUUAUGACAGAAACAAACUGUAAGGAAAUAAUUAAGUAAAAAGUAUCAAAAUGAAACAUUUAGGAGGUUUCUUACCAGGGCUGGGUCUGCGGGGAGCUAAGGUGGGCAUUUUCUCCCCCAGAUUUUCCUUGGACCCCUCCAAAAAUGUCCAGCUGACAACAUAAUUACAUAUUUCUUUGAUGUAUCAUCUCUUAAAUAAUGAUGUGUCAAAUCAAUCACAGAACAUUUUUAAAACUAUGCAUGCAAUGAACUAUGACUAAAUACUAGAAAAACUGUUCUCCAACAAGAACAUGUGAUUGGCCCCCUCCCCAGCCAGCCUAGUACCGGACCUGUUUCUUACUAUAAGAAGGAAUUUAUUUUAUGUGAUGUGUUUCAUUCGACAUGUCUCAGAUUCUAUCACUGAUAAUGCCUUGCGUCUCUUUCAGUGUGAACACAUUAUUCAGAUCUUGUCUCAUGUGUUCAGGACAGUGUUAAUUUCGUUAACGAAAACUACGACGAAAAGUAUUCGUUAACGACAUGUUUUCACUGACGAAAACGAGACGAUAACUAAAUAAAAAUGAAUGCAUGAUAACGAAAACUGUAAUAAAAAUAUACUGACAUUUUCGUCAACUAAUAAAAACGAGACGAAAAUAUUCUUGUCCCACCUGGCGGACAUCAGUUUGCGCGCAUGAGCUCAUCUCAUAUAAACGGCAGAGAGAAGUCUCUGGGAGAAGGGGAAGCACACACAUGUAUUCUGUGUCUCCACGCGGUUAACAACGCGUCUUAUUUUCCUUCACGAUCGCCGGUAAAACGCCGCAAACUUGAAGCGCGACUGCAGGUGAGUCACCCCGAAACACAUUACAAAGGAGCUCAAAGGUUUUUAUAUGCCAAUGUUAACUUAACACGAGCUGCUGCAUAACGUGAAAUGCAACAGAGUCAGCCAAAAGAAACCAGCGCUGUCCUCUACUGAUUAUAGAAGUGAUGAAGUGAGUCAAACUGUACAUUCCAACCAAAUAUGUAACAUGUUUGCAUGACUAAAGAAAUGUAAUACAAUUUAUAUGAAAGCUAUUUCUCAUUCAUUGCCGUAUCAAGCAAAGACAGUGCAGCUCUUUCUUCAAAGAGACAUGCCAUGAGCCAAUAGCCUUUGAGUGUGAGCCCUGUCAGAGCGUUUCAUUGGUUGAAUGAACUGAAUGAACACGCCCUACUUAACGAGUCAAUUGAGUCAAAUGGGAUUGAAUGAACUGGAACAUGUCGUUCAAGGUCUAAUAUUCUGUGUUCCAACAAUGCAAAUCUAGUUACUGGAAUUUUCUGAAAAAUAAAGGUAAUGACCUGGUUUAAUUUCAUUCUAAGGUGAAGUAAAUUAUGUCAAAACAGUUGAAUCUUUGUAUGGAACAUUUAAUUACACCAAGUAAAUGAUUUAAACCAUUUAGAUUUUAGUAGACUAAAUAUAAUGUAUAUUUAUUCGACUAAAAUGUUUUUCAUAUUUCAUCGACUAAAACUAGACUAAAACUAAAAUGAUGGGGUUGACUAAAAUGUGACUAAAACUACAAUGAUGGGGAUGACUAAAAUGUGACUAAAACUAGACUAAAACUACAAUGAUGGGGAUGACUAAAAUGUGACUAAAACUAGACUAAAACUACAAUGAUGGGGAUGACUAAAAUGUGACUAAAACUAGACUAAAACUACAAUGAUGGGGAUGACUAAAAUGUGACUAAAACUAGACUAAAACUACAAUGAUGGGGAUGACUAAAAUGUGACUAAAACUAGACUAAAACUACAAUGAUGGGGAUGACUAAAAUGUGACUAAAACUAGACUAAAACUACAAUGAUGGGGAUGACUAAAAUGUGACUAAAACUAGACUAAAACUACAAUGAUGGGGAUGACUAAAAUGUGACUAAAACUAGACUAAAACUACAAUGAUGGGGAUGACUAAAAUGUGACUAAAACUAGACUAAAACUACAAUGAUGGGGAUGACUAAAAUGUGACUAAAACUAGACUAAAACUACAAUGAUGGGGAUGACUAAAAUGUGACUAAAACUAGACUAAAACUACAAUGAUGGGGAUGACUAAAAUGUGACUAAAACUAGACUAAAACUACAAUGAUGGGGAUGACUAAAAUGUGACUAAAACUAGACUAAAACUACAAUGAUGGGGAUGACUAAAAUGUGACUAAAACUAGACUAAAACUACAAUGAUGGGGAUGACUAAAAUGUGACUAAAACUAGACUAAAACUACAAUGAUGGGGAUGACUAAAAUGUGACUAAAACUAGACUAAAACUACAAUGAUGGGGAUGACUAAAAUGUGACUAAAACUAGACUAAAACUACAAUGAUGGGGAUGACUAAAAUGUGACUAAAACUAGACUAAAACUACAAUGAUGGGGAUGACUAAAAUGUGACUAAGACUAAAUUGCAUUUUCGUCAAAAGACUAUGACUAAAACUAAAUCAAAAUUUGCUGUCAAAAUUAACACUGGUUCAGGAUGGAUUCAGUGGGUGUGAAUGUGAUAGAAACAGCAGCUCUCGGGAGACCCUUUCAUGUGGGGAUGCUGUAUGACUGCAGGAGAGAUGCUUUAAUACCAGGUACCACAACACAAUACAUACAUCCACUUUAAAGGGAUUUUUCAGAUGCAAAACAAUAAAUAUAUACAGUAUAUAUAUACACACACACCAAAUGUUCCUCACCCUCAAGGCAUCCUAUGUGUAUACGACUUUCUUCUUUCAGACGAAUACAGUCAAUUAUAUUUCCAUUUAUCUUGGCUCAUACAGGCAUUAGAAUGGAAGUGAAUGGAGGCGUUUUUUAACCACGAGGAGCUGUGUUGAGCAGUCCGUUGAUCAAUGGAUGCACUUUUUGGAGCUUCAAACUCUGACUCUCCAUUCACUCCCAUUCUAAUGCCUGGAUGAGCCAAGAUAAAUAGAAAUAUAACUUACUGUGUUCAUCUGAAUAUUUGUUUGCUCUUCCAGGAAUCACACUGUGGGAUAAAGAUCAGCUACAGCAGAGUAUUACAUCUCAUCCUCACAUUAACACUGAUUAUAAAGUCACAGCCUCAGACUCCAUUGAGGAAAAAUCCAGAUUACUCAACAUUGAUGAUGGAAUGAAACUGAGUUUUUUAGGAGGACUCAUUGAUCAGAUUUACACACCUCACCAUGAAUCAUCUGUCUUCUGGAACCAUCUCUCAUCAUGAGGUGUUUGAUCACGACACAGCGACACACGUGGUGACGGCGGUUCUGUAUGGAGCGGACGCUUGUUUUGUGUUUGACAGACAGGUUUCAUCAGAUGAAGACAAACAGACGGUUUCAGGAGAUCUGAAAGCUGCUUUUGAUAAACUGAAGUUCAUUUCUGUGGGUGGAAACAUUGAUCUGAGCAUGACUGAUGUUCAGAAGACCGCAGUCCAGACAUUCACAUGCACAUUUUAUGGAGACUUUCAGUUACCGUCUAAUCCAACCAUUUAUAAAGACGCUUUGGAGGUUUUUGCUGAUCUUCCAAAGAUGUUGGGAGAAAACCAAGAACUAGCGGUUCCACUGAGAGUUUGGCUUUAUCCUCUGGACAAACUUCACUCAAAAACUCUCAAACUUCACAAAGACAUCAGCAUGAGUCUCAUCACAGGUGUAGAAGCAGUCAUAGAGAGUUUACGUAUGACUGAGAUGAGAUGCAAUGAUCUUCUCAUGGACUCGCCUGCCUUGACUUUUCCUGCUUUUCAUGAUCAAAUCCAUCACCUGAAACAAAACUGUUACAACUACAAACUGAGUUUCAUGAAGACACUGGGCUCUCUGCUGCCAAACAUUCAUGGAGACGUCAUAAAAGACACGGCACUGACAGAUCUUCUGAGAGAUCACGAGAGAUCUCCGUUCAGAGGACGUGAGCUGACACAAUGGCUGAAAGAGAGACAGAAAGAGUCUGAUGUCAUGAAAACACUGCUCACACAACUCAAUGACUUUGGUGUUAAAGUAGAAAAUAAUCUAGAUAAGAUUUUAAUGGAUCUGAAAGUAGAAGCUGUGGUGAGCUACACGUUCACAUCAUUGAACUGGACAGAUGAGAUUCUCUCUAAACAAGAGGUCUAUCUGAAACCGUCAAGGAUAGAAAACAAUGAUGGUGAGAAUACACCUGGACAUGAGUUGAAGAUAAAGUCUUGGCUCACAGGUGACAUCAAAACAACAAUGAGACACAACCUGAAGAUGUUUAAAGACCUGAUGGACUCACAGGAUCGUAAACCAGCAAAGUUUAUUGUCUCAUCAAGAGAAAUGGAGACUCAUCCUGGUUCAUGUGUUCUUCUGUGUGAAGAUGGAUGUGAUGAAGCGCUUUGUUUCACUCCACCAUUAAAACCAGCUCGUCCAAUCACAGCAGAGGUCAAAGGUCACAGCGUGACUCUGAAGAUUCCUCCAUCAUGUCCUGAGACAGUAGAGGUCAGAUUACUGUACAGAAUAAAGAAGGAGACGGACUGGAGAUGUGAACGUGUGCUGAAGGGUGAAGAUACAGUGACUCUGACUGAUCUCAGAUCAGAUACUGAAUAUAACAUGAAAUGUGCAGCGUUGGGGAAACUCAACUACACUCAAUACAGUCAUGAGAUCACAGUCAAAACUCAGGGUUCAAGCAUCAGAACAGGAGAACAGAGUUUGAAGCAAACCAUGCUGAAGACACAACAAAAUAUACAAGAAAACCUCAGAAUUGUGCUUGUGGGUCAGACUGGUGCUGGAAAGAGUGCAGCUGGAAACAUUAUACUGGGACAGAGAGUGUUUAAAUCUCAACUAGGUGUGCAUUCAAUAACAGACAGAUGCUCUGUGAGACAUGCUGAUGUUGAGGGCAGGAACGUGUCUGUAGUUGAUACUCCUGGAUUCUUUGACACACAGAUGGAUGUUGAGAAGUCAAUAGCAGAGAUAGGCAGAAGUGUUUAUUUAUCCAGUCCUGGACCUCACGCUUUUCUCAUUGUGUUUCCUGUGGAUUCGAGGGUUACUCAGCGAGAAACACAGAUUCUUCAGAUGAUUGAGAUGCUGUUUGGAGAAGAUGUGUUAAAACACUCCAUCAUCCUCUUCACACAUGGGGAUAGGUUAGAAGGAGAGCCUGUAGAAGAACUCAUUGAGGAAAGCUGUGGUUUGAGAAAUCUGAUUGAUCAGUGUGGAGGCAGAUAUCACGUCUUUAACAAUGAAGACAAGAGCAACAGAGAUCAGGUCAGUGGUCUACUGCAGAAGAUUGACACGAUGAUCCAGAAGAACGGAGGAGGACACUACACAUGUGAGAUGUACGAGGAGGCACUGAGACUUAAACAAGAGAGACAGAGAGAAGAAGAAGAGAUGAAGAGAGAGACUGAGAGAGACAGAUGAACGGAGAGAAGAGAUUGAGAGAGAGAGAAGAAGGAUGAUGGAGGAAUAUGAGUUAAAGUUAGCUGAACUUAAGGCAGAGCUAGAGACACAUAAAGACAAGAGUCAGAAGAAAGAGAACAGAAGAUCAGAAGAGACGGGGCAGAAAAAAGACAAAAAUGAUGACAGUUGUACAGUUCUUUAAACAGAUUUGGCAAAGAUGUAAAAAGUGACGGCACAUAAAAGACGUUUUGAAAUGGAUCAGCUUUUUUACUGCUAGAGGCAGUUCACAUGUUGUGUCUAAAAUCUAACACAGGAAACCUUAUGCGGCAUUCUCCACGACCAAUACAUUUGAGCAAAGGAUACGUGUGUUUCCAGCACUGAAAAUCUCUAUUUAUGCUACAAAUAUCUCUUCCUCCAUCCACGCUGAGCUUUUAAUGUUGAUUCAGAAAGAUUGGAUGUGAUUGGUCGGUUGGUUGUCAUGUGAUCUGCGGUGCUUCUGCAACAUUCUGUCACACCUAAAAAAACGAGCAUGUCGCACCACAUGAACAUUGUGACUGCGUGCUUGCUGCUCAUCUACAUUUCAAAUGAAGCACUUGAGCACACAAAAGACACAACACGUGAAUGCCAAAUUCAAAAGCACACACAAUUCAAAGCUUACCAUGUGUUCAUUUUAGUUGUAUUUCAGCGAUAAGAUAUCCUCCAUGAGUGGUUCUUGAAAACAGGAUUAUUUUUAGAGAGAUUUCAGUUUGGCUGAAUAUUUUGAUAUUUUUCUCACAGUUUUAUUAAGUGUAACUAUUUUAUAGUAUUUGAUUCAUUUGGUGUUUUUUCAUAUCUCUACAUGCACAAAACUGUCAUUUAUAUAUGAACAUAAUCCUCCUACUUAUGUACAUUGUAAUGUUUCUGUAAAAUCAUAACGUUUAUAAACAUGAAG
Messenger RNA from Triplophysa rosa, 6627 nucleotides. Its product is annotated as cytolytic toxin-alpha-like. The transcript is spliced from 4 exons. NCBI's taxonomy places the organism in Eukaryota, Metazoa, Chordata, Actinopteri, Cypriniformes, Nemacheilidae. Gene Ontology annotation, molecular function: protein binding; GTP binding. The record is from RefSeq and is a predicted model, not a curated record. The coding region runs from base 3546 to 5717 and encodes 723 amino acids.